Molecule: messenger RNA, 1149 nt
Organism: Melopsittacus undulatus (budgerigar)
Lineage: Eukaryota; Metazoa; Chordata; Aves; Psittaciformes; Psittaculidae
Gene: EMB
Product: embigin
Exons: 9
Coding region: 1-1149 (382 amino acids)
Biological process (GO): dendrite self-avoidance; axon guidance; homophilic cell-cell adhesion
Cellular component (GO): axon; plasma membrane
Molecular function (GO): cell-cell adhesion mediator activity
Source: RefSeq, a predicted model, not a curated record
AUGGUAGUGGAAGGAAAUAUCAGAUUGCUAAUGUUUGCUGUGGAAGAUGUGACUGUUGGAGUGUGCCUUGCCAAGGCAGAAUGUUCUGCCAAUGCAUUUACUGUGCAGGUGAUGCACCGAGCUGAUGGUCAGUUGAUCCAUGAUAUCCAUAGAAUGCCUCAAGAUGCUACAGAUAUAAAAAUUCAUGGACCUUUCUUCAACCUUACCAUGAAUAUUGGAAGCAUGUUAGCUCUUCCUGCUCUCAGCAACUUUGUUAAGAAGAUAAUAAGACUUGGUCUUCUUGCUGCCUGGGUAAUAAAUCCAGCUAUGACAACACAAGAUGCAAGCAGCCAGUCUCAGGCAAACUCUUUGACUAAUGUGAAGAAUGGACUUAAUGAGUCAUUUCCUGGUGCAUCUGGUACUUAUGUGGAAAGAACUAUCAGUUUGGACAAGGUAGUUGAAGUUGAGCUUACUUGCAUAUUGAACAAGAAAUAUUCUUAUUCGAAAAGUUUUCAAGUGACUUGGAAAAGGGGAAAUGAAACAAUCAGUCAUACCAGUAAAACUGAUAACAGCUGGAGCAUCAGAGUUAGUGUCUCGGAUAGCAGUAAGUUGGGAAAUUACAGCUGUACCCUGAAAGGUGAAAAACAGCUCAGUGGUAUUUUUCACUUACAAGUACCGAAAAUUGAACGAAAAGAAAAACCCACAAUCAGUUACCUUAGAUAUCCAGCUGUAAUGACUUGUGAAUGUCAUGGCUAUACAGCCAUUUCUUGGACCUGGUAUAUGACCAAUGGAAGUAAACAGAUUGUCAUUAAUGAGUCUUUGCUGGCAGACAGGUAUGUAAUUAGUAAAAAGUCUGCCAGUAUAACCGAGCUGAAGAUACUGAAGCUCACCAAGGAGGAUGGUGGUGAAUAUUCGUGUGAAGCUACUUUUGAAUUAGGAAAAAGUGAAGGAAGACUGAAGCUUAAAGUUCUGUCCUUCAUGGCACCUCUCAAACCCUUCAUAGCAAUUGUGAUUGAAGUUGUUACUUUAGUAGCUCUCAUUGUCUGUUAUGAGAUAUAUUCAACAAAAGUGAAACGUACAGAAGCUGAAACAGAAUUUGACCAAAUUGAGCAUCUUAAUUCAGAAGAUGGUGGUCUGGAAAGCAGUGAAGCUAGGCAGAGAAGAAUUUGA